CUUCCAGCUAUACUCAUAGUUCUACCUUCGGGAUCUAUGUUUUAUUUCUACGAAACCGAAGCUCCGAUUUACUUGAAAGCAAUAUUUUCUGGAAUAGCCAAACCUGUAUUUGCUUCGAUCAUUUGCGUUAUCGUCUUUGGAAUGGCCUUUAAAUUAGAAAAUGUGUACCGAGGUAUAUUAGAAUGGAAAGGCUGGGCGUCACCAGCUCGGGUCUCCUACUGCGCCUACAUUCUGCACGUACUCUUUGUAAGAACGUUGACAGGCUCACGAACGACUUUGAUGCACGUGUCAGUAGCCCAUAUUGUUUUAGUAUGUCUGGGAACAGUAGUGAUUACAUACUUGGUUUCUUAUCCAUACUGGUUACUGAUAGAAGCACCAUCGAUAGCUUUAUCUAAAAUAAUUUUACCUUUAGCCAAAGUGAAGAAAGACAUUGAAAAUGAUCCUUCAAAGAGGGAAAGGAAUCACGCUUAGGGAUGCUGUACACGGGUAGCU
This is a messenger RNA of Papilio polytes (common Mormon), 492 nucleotides long. RefSeq lists its product as uncharacterized. The transcript has 3 exons. Bases 37 to 471 code for a protein of 144 amino acids. The record is from RefSeq and is a predicted model, not a curated record. NCBI's taxonomy places the organism in Eukaryota, Metazoa, Arthropoda, Insecta, Lepidoptera, Papilionidae.